UCUGGCCUUUGUCCCUUGAACUCCAUGCCAACCUACUCUCGGCCUGCCAGUCGUACUCUGUGUGGCCAGCACACCAAGAUUGAGGGCGUUGCCCGUUCAUCCACGUCAUUGGUGCAGCCAGUGUCUCUCUUCCCACUGCCCACGUCGCCCAGUUCCGUCAGUGGCACUCCACUGUAUAGAAGCAUCGGCCGCGACCUUCCAGAAGUCUACAACUUCAGAGCCCUGCCAGCACCGCAAGUGGCAGCGUAUGACUGCCACUUGUAGCAUCACCGUCACAUCUCACGCACGCUCCUCGCCAGCCAUCAGCCCAAGUCAGUGGGAUACAGUGUCAGCUCCGACCGAUCAUGGACGACAUUUCGGCGUCGCGCUCUCCAAAGCGGAAACGUGCAGACCUCGUGCAUGAGCCACGCAGCCUCCCUCAUGACCCUCAGCUAUUGCACAAGACCAUUUUCUCGUUCGAGGUCCCAAGCAGCAGUCCUGUCGACAUCAACAGUGACGAUGGCAGUUCCAGCCCAAGGACAAAAGUCGCUCUUACGCUCAGCCACCUCGAUCUCGAGGACGGGCGUCAGGGGACCACCCCAACAAGCGGAAGUGGGGUAAUCCCAGCGCUCCAGUUAGCCGAUGGCACCAGCAACGCCAACUACACUAUCGUGAGGGCGACGGACCAAGGUCACGAGACACUAUCUGCAUCGUCGCCACAACCAACGUCAGGCGCUGGCGACAGACCAGAACAUGCUACAACUUCAGCAGUCUUCAUGUUUGACGGGCCGGAACCCACAGAUAGCAACCACGACAUGCUUGCCGACGAUGACUUGUCCAUCGCACGGAAGCGCUUGAAGCUUCCCGACCCAGGAUCCGGCACGGAUUUGAGCCCAGGCCCUCGAGGAGAAGCCAGUGCAAUUGCUGCAGAGCCCAUCAAAGAUGUCGUCUCGGAGAAUAUUGUGCUCGAGGCCACAAUUGAUGACAAGGUCAUCAAGUCGCCAAGCAGCAUCGGGCAUGGCUCACUAAAAAAGUCAUACCCGUCCAUCAACCGUUUAUCCGACUCAAAGUCACGCAGUCGAAAAAAGCUGCCUACUUCGCCGCUAUCAAAAUAUAAGCAACCUGGCUUAUCAUCCGCCACCAAGUCAUUCAGAGACGACGAACCAGUUGUCGUUGACCCGGUUCGUGCUGCCCUGACAUGGCAGGAGGACGAGAUCACCAUAUAUGACCCCGAGGACAAGGACGACGACGGGACCGGUAUCAAUGGCAUCGGAUUCAAGCCCUCUGCCGCCGUCGCGCAUCAGCGUGCACAGAAGCGUCGGCAGCAACUCGCGGAGUACAAGAAGCGCGAAGAGAGCGAAGCUCGUGCACGGCGGAAUCAGCGUCGCAGGGAGCACCUCGGGGCUCCGCCAGUCGAGCGGAAGCACUCGGUGGUGCGCGUACACUUCUCUGACGCCGAGCCAAGCACCGUUAUCAUGACCUGAGAAGUCAAUAGCAGCUAGUCGUCACCGAUUGAGCUCUGCACUUCUGCCAUUGGAGAUCAAUACUGUUUCUGGCACUUGUCUUUUUGCAGUUUCCGGAAGUUUGGCGUUUAUGCUUGGAGUGAGAAAUUCUAACUCACUGACAGUAUCCGAAAGAGCUCGACCACGUCACAUCACUUCGGCCAAUUCUUUGUCACAUUUUGACCAGAUA
This is a messenger RNA of Microdochium trichocladiopsis, 1671 nucleotides long. RefSeq lists its product as uncharacterized. The record is from RefSeq and is a predicted model, not a curated record. The transcript has a single exon. The coding region runs from base 345 to 1463 and encodes 372 amino acids. NCBI's taxonomy places the organism in Eukaryota, Fungi, Ascomycota, Sordariomycetes, Xylariales, Microdochiaceae.